Drosophila kikkawai is the source of this 910-nucleotide messenger RNA. RefSeq lists its product as uncharacterized. The record is from RefSeq and is a predicted model, not a curated record. NCBI's taxonomy places the organism in Eukaryota, Metazoa, Arthropoda, Insecta, Diptera, Drosophilidae.
CUUUGACAAGUUGGCAGCGCCUCGCUGGAUUCUAAUUUUAAAAACAAUAAGUUAUUAAACAAAUGCGAUUUUAGCAUUAAACUUACGCAAAAUGCAAGAGUUUUCGGCCAAACGCGAUGCCCUAUUCGCGUGCCUAGACGAUGCCAGCAAAGAGCUGAGGGGCACGGCCCUGGACCAGAGCAAGGCCAGGCCGUACUCCAUCAAUGCUCUCGACCGGGGAAGUGAAUCCGGAAAUGCGUCCGGAUCCGGACAGGUGAUGAACUACCGCCACGGACGCAGCAUUGAGGCAGGCCUCGAACCGACGGACGGCAGUUUGCGACGAAUGCGCGGCAAAGAGAGCAUUUUCAAGAAGCCCGAGCUGCCCAUCGGUCGGUGUUUAAAGCCUCGAAACACGCCGGAUUACCAGAUAAAUCCCCACAAGUGGAAGAAGUACUCCCUGGCCGACGUCGAUAUCUCCGAUCAAAGCAACUCGGCAGCCGCUUUGUCUUUUCUCCGGGAAAUGGAUUCCCAGCGGGAAGCUGAGGGAGCUGGCAUGGAUUCCCAGGAUGCCGGCGGCAAGAUUGAGUUCAAGAAGACCAGCAAACUCAAUCGCAAUCUCAAGAAGUUGCAGGCGGAGGAAGUAAACGAUGUGGAGCUGGACAAGCCCCAGUUAAGAGGCUCCAAACUGGUGAUGCCCGAGUAUGUUAUAGGCCAAAAGGCGCAGAAACAAAAGAAAUCCAAGCCCAAGUCAAAUCAAAGUCGUGCCGCGGGGAAACUCCAGCUUUCUCACUUGGCCGAGGAAGACGAACUGGAUGAAUAGCCUAUAGAUUUUAGGCUUACUCUUAUUUUAGUCUUAGUAGUUAAUAUUUAAGAGUGUAAAUAGAACACAAUUCUUUUCAGCUUAUUAAAACACCAAGGUUUUGUCUAAAAA